AUGGCUCCUCGCGUUCACAUUAAGCAACAGCAAACCCGUUCGCAAUCAUGCCGACUUGACAUUCUGAUUGUCGGGGCUGGCCUGGCAGGACUUGGCUCCGCCAUCAGUUGUGCUCUCGCCGGACACUCCGUUCAUAUUCUGGAAGCCGCCCAUGAAAUUAAAGAAGUCGGCGCUGGUAUUCAGGUUCUUCCGAAUAGCUCGCGCGUUCUCCAGCAUUGGGGCCUGGAGAAGGCGUUGGCCCCGCAUAUGACGGUUCCAAGUGUCUGUAAUUUUCUUGGGUGGAAGGGUAACAAGAUCUCCUACUUGGACUUUCAUGAAUCCGAGAGCAAAUACCCUGGGACAUGGUAUCGGGACUUUCACCGUGCUGAUCUCCAGCGGUGUCUGGUUGACAGAGCUCUCGAGCUUGGGGUGCAAAUGACCUGCAAUGCACGCAUCAGAACCGUCCAUGUAAGCGACGACGGGGCCACAGCAGCCGCCAUCGCAGCGGAUGGCAGGCACUGGAAAGGAGAUCUAGUGAUCGGGGCCGACGGCGUGUUUGGAAAGCUGACGGAGGAGCUGCUUGGGCGCAGCGAUCCACCGGUCAAAACGGGGGAUCUCGCAUAUCGCCUAUUACUAUCCACGGAGGACAUGCGAAAAGACCCGGAACUGGCACCUUUUGUGGACAAUCCACAGGUCAACUAUUGGCUGGGCCCAGAUGCUCAUGCUGUGAAUUACGUGCUUCGCGGCGGGGAUCUAUUCAACAUGGUCUUGCUUGUCCCAGACGAUAUCCCGGAGGAUUCCCUCGCAUCGACGAUCGAAGGCAAUGUGGAGGAGAUGUGCGCCUUGUUUGAAGGUUGGGAUCCCCGUAUUCAAAAGCUACUUAAGCUCUGCCAGUCGGUGCAAAAAUGGAGGCUGUGCAUUCGCUUUGGCGAGUUCGAUUGGUCUCAUCCAUCUGGUUCAUGGAUUAUGUUGGGCGAUGCUGUGCAUGCGACCUUGCCGUAUCUAGCUUCCGGGGCUGGUAUGGCCUUUGAAGACGGUGCCGUUCUCGGUGAAUGCUUAUCUCGUCUCCCCGACUGUCCCGAUAUCGCGAAGACGUCGCCCGAGUUCCUGGAUGCCAAAAGACACGCCCUGUCCGUGUUCCAGCAGUGUCGCAAGGAGCGUACAGCGAUGGUAGUAGAUCGAGGAAACAUUCAACAAUAUUUAUACCACCUGCACAACGGCCCUGAACAGCAGGAACGGGAUCGCAAGAUGCAGAUGACACCCACGCCUGAAGGCGAGGCUUUGGCUUGGAGAGAUCCCGGGUUGGCUCCGAAACUAUUGGGAUAUGAUCAUAUUGCGGAUGUGAGUUACUCGCGUGGUGGUCUCCGAGCACAGCUAACAAUGAUCAGGUGGACCGCUAUUGGGGUGUUCGACAAGAGAGUCACAAGGCGGAGUCUCGACUAUAGCUACAAGGUGUACAGUGGAUUUGGAGCGAAUGACCCUCCACGAGGGCUUCCAGCAUCAUGGUAUCGCUCUGAGGCGAUGUAUCAGCUGGAACGCCGAGCUAUCUUCUCCAAGCGCUGGAUUCUCCUCACCCAUUCAAGCCGGUUCAGCCAACAAGGCGACUUCCUCUCCUUCACCGUUGCAAACUUCUCAUUCUUCCUGGUCCAAGAUCGCGACGGCCAUAUCAAUGGUUUUCACAACAUCUGCCGGCACCGCGCAUUCCCGGUCGUUCAAAGUCGUUCAGGAUCGACCUCCAUUCUGAGCUGCAAGUACCAUGGGUGGUCCUACGGACUCAAGGGAAAUCUAGCCAAGGCACCGCGCUUCGAAGCGGUUCCAAAAUUCGAUAAAAGCCAGCAUGGGUUGCUUCCCGUCCACGUUCACAUCGACAAGGCCGGCUUCGUUUGGGUGAAUCUGCAAGCGGGCUCGCCGGAUGUCAGAUGGGAGGACGACUUCCGGAACAUCGACGAGCAACCACGGAUGCAAGAUUUCAAUUUUGCCGGGGAAUACACAUUCGAUCACGAGUGGGAAAUGGAUUUAGACGCCAACUGGAAGGGAGUGAUUGAGAACUACAACGAGUGUUAUCAUUGUGCCACUUCUCAUCCGCUCAUCAGUGGGGUGUCGGAUCUGCCUCGAUAUCGCGUGGAGCCCACAGCGGGAUACAUGGAACAUCACAUCUUCAACAAGGAGCAGAUCGAUGCCCAAUUUAAACGGGCCAUUACUUAUUUCUUCCCAACCACCUCGGUCACCGUCACUGAAAAAUUCUUCUAUAUCCAACGUAUGAUCCCGAUUUCUGCAACCAAGAGCAAGAUUGAGAACGAAGUAUAUCGUCAUCAGGACGCGACGGACAAGGAAUUCGAUGACAUCAACGCCUUUUAUCGACAGGUGCUGGACGAGGAUAAGGAGUUGUGUGUGGGCGCACAGCACAAUCUGGGUGGUGGAGUCUUUGUCAACGGCGAGCUUCACCCGGACAAGGAACAGGGACCGAUCUUUUUCCAGAAGAGGGUGAGGGAGAUGCUCAUGGAGCACCGAAAGAAGGAAGAUCAACAAGGAGGACACGAAAUAUGGCCUGCCCUUCCGAAACAACCUGAAAACUGGACUGAGAAGCAGGCUGAUGAAGAGCGAUUCUGUUCACAAUUACAGGCCGCCGCCUGCACGAACCGGCCAGAGCUGAUAUGGUGA
Aspergillus nomiae NRRL 13137 is the source of this 2640-nucleotide messenger RNA. RefSeq names its product putative monooxygenase. The transcript is spliced from 7 exons. The record is from RefSeq and is a predicted model, not a curated record. Bases 1 to 2640 code for a protein of 879 amino acids. Gene Ontology annotation, molecular function: iron ion binding; FAD binding; 2 iron, 2 sulfur cluster binding. Lineage: Eukaryota; Fungi; Ascomycota; Eurotiomycetes; Eurotiales; Aspergillaceae.